ACUGAUGAGGUUUGCCCCAGAGAUUGCCCCUACUGAGGAGGCUAAAGCCUCACGUUUUGAAUUGGGACUUACCCUUGACCUGCAGGGUAGACUGGGGGGAGAUACAUUCACCUCUCUGGACCAUGUGUUUGGCAAAGCUGCCCACCUUUAUGCUAUCAGGAAAAGGGAGGAAGGGGGUAAGCUGGGCGAGAAACGUAAGGAUAACCCAAACCCUGAGGGUCAAAAGUUUGAGAAAAAGCACAACGGGAACCAGAAUAAUCAAAACCCUCAGAGAAAUUUUGGUAAGGGACCCAAUAAUAACCCUAAUCCCAACAACAACAACCGCAACAAUAACACCAAUAACCGCAGACCUGAGCGUGUAUAUCGGUGUAGAAAGUGCCCGAACAACCAUCCUGGUAAGGAUUGUGAGGGUAACAAGGUUGAAUGCCGGGAAUGUGGGAAGAUGGGGCAUAGAGCCUAUGAAUGCUAUUCGAAAAACAAGCUAAACCCCAAUGGCCAAAGGAAGGGGAACUAUGGGGACAAGCCCCGAAACGGAAAUGGUAACGGGAAUGGUAACGGGGGAGGUAAUUACAAUGGGAAUUCUAACUAUUCCAAGCCCGCUACCAACAACCAGCAACCAAGUCUCUAAUGCUAACAAUGCAACUAGUUCCCAAGAUAAGGGCAAAGGGAAGCUGUACAUGAUGACGGCUAGUGAAGAAGAGGCUCGUAGAGACGUUGUCACGGACUAGGUGAGCUGGUGCUGCUGCAUGACAUCAAGCAUAUGGGGGCUAGACUGUAGUUUGAAGUUAACUUUUGGUUUGAUCAUUAAUGAAUUUUAUAGAACAUUGUUACAUGGUUUGAGUUUGAAUAAAGAGGGGUCAUCUAUGAUU
Messenger RNA from Beta vulgaris subsp. vulgaris (sugar beet), 869 nucleotides. RefSeq lists its product as uncharacterized. The transcript is spliced from 2 exons. The coding region runs from base 5 to 628 and encodes 207 amino acids. Lineage: Eukaryota; Viridiplantae; Streptophyta; Magnoliopsida; Caryophyllales; Amaranthaceae. The record is from RefSeq and is a predicted model, not a curated record. Gene Ontology annotation, molecular function: nucleic acid binding; zinc ion binding.